Messenger RNA from Lactuca sativa (garden lettuce), 1320 nucleotides. RefSeq names its product nudix hydrolase 13, mitochondrial. Gene Ontology annotation, molecular function: pyrophosphatase activity. NCBI's taxonomy places the organism in Eukaryota, Viridiplantae, Streptophyta, Magnoliopsida, Asterales, Asteraceae. The record is from RefSeq and is a predicted model, not a curated record. Gene Ontology annotation, cellular component: nucleus; cytoplasm.
UGUAUCCAUGGAGGGAGUUCACAAAAAUCAAAUUUAUAUGUGAAUUGUGAUGCACAAUUUACUACAACUAUUUAACGGUCCCCCGGGAAUCCCUCUCCAUAUCUUCUUCCCUACAUCCUUUUCUCAUAUUUAUUAUAUCGUUUCGUUUCUUUCGAUCUGAUUUGCACACGCCCUCCAUUGAUUGAUCCACGAGCUUGAUUUCAGUUCUUGAUGCUCACCUAAUCGCCAUGGAUUUCCCAUUUUGAUUUUGCUUCCUCACGCUAGAAUACGGAUUCUUCGGUUAUCAAUCAUGUCAUCAAUUGUAGCAAGAACGGGUCGCCAUCUUCAGCGUUACGACAACAAUCUUCGCCUUGUUUCCGGAUGUAUUCCAUACAGACUGGUGAAGACUAAAGAUCAACACGUUGAUAAAGAGAAGAGAAUAGAAGUAUUGAUGGUAUCUUCACCAAAUCGUAAUGACAUGGUAUUCCCAAAGGGUGGAUGGGAGAGCGACGAGACAGUUGAAGAAGCUGCGUGUCGCGAAGCCUUAGAGGAAGCUGGAGUAAGAGGAGUUCUUAAAGGAAAGGCACUUGGAGUGUGGGAGUUUAGAAGCAAGAGCAAACAGGAAGCUUGUAGUGAGGAAGGGGGAUGCAAAGGAUACAUGUUUGCAUUAGAGGUAACAGAGGAGCUUCAAACAUGGCCUGAACAGAGUAAUCGCAGCAGAAAAUGGGUGGUGAUUGAAGAAGCAUUUGUAUUAUGUCGCUAUGAGUGGAUGCAGAGUGCAUUGAGAGAAUUUCAAAGAGUGGUGGAAAAGGGAAAUAAUAACAAGCUGGUAGAAAUGAAAGAAGACAAGACAAUUAAACAAGAAGAUGAAGAUUGUCAACUGAUGUCAACAAAUUGCCAUGUCAAUGGACCUAUUAUGACUAUGGCUAUCGCUAAUUCAUAUGGCAUCAUGCUUCCUGCUGGUAUUUUCCUCUAGUUACUCCCUCCAUGCAUUGCAAUCUGCACUUGCACACCAAGUGUUUGACAAAAUGCUUGCAUGUCUUGUUCUCUACCUCGCUAGCUGCUGAUGAAGCGUAGCAGUGGGUUUGUGAAUGAGUAGGAAUAAUAAGCAAUUGUAUCUUGUAUUAUUUUUCUUGCACAUACUUUUAGAGAUGCAGAUGUAUGUAUAGCCCCUUAGAGACUGCAAGAUGAUCGAUCAAUAUCAUGUUAAUUGUGUGUCAGUAGUGUAAGGCAGAAACCUGUCUGUGUUUUAAACUUUAACCAAAGUUGUAGAAUUUGGGUAAUGAUACAUUGUAGCAUGUGUGUGUUAAAUGAGCAAUAUGAGCUCCUUCUUCAUUGGUA